GCGACACCCUUCACCGUCCAGUCCGUCCAAUACACCAUCUUCCAAUCCACACCCUGCCCUGGCCCGCUGCACGUCGUCGCUUGCCCGCCAUGCCCCUCAUCCAGGAAUCCUACGACCAUCUCCCUUAUGUCGAUACGGAGCUCGAUGCUGCGAGCCUGGUCGCCGCCAGACAUGCCAUCAAUGCCGAUAUCAGGAGCGCGGGCGUAGACACGACAGACAUGCAUCCAGCGCUGAUACCAGCCGCCACAAAAUACACACCCACCUUUUCCGACUUCAUUACACGCGAGCAUGCGCGCCUCGACGACGACCCUACCUCGAAGCUCUCUGGCGUCGACCUGAAGCGCUACGAGGAUCUCGAUGCGCCGGAGAGCACCACCCCGACCAGCGAUGAGGAUAGGCCUGAGUUGCUGGAGCGGUGGAACAAGGCGCUGAAACAGGCGUACACAAGCUCCGAGUAUGUGCAAGGCAGGCUGACACAGUUGGGCCUGUUGGAGAAGUUCGGGAAGAACGCAUGGUUAGUGGGCAACUCGCAGUUGGAGGAUAUACUCAAGGGCAUCGAGGCUGAGCUGGCGGAUUUGGGAAAGCAGCAAGAAGAGGUGGAGAUGGCGAGGAGGUCGCAACAAGAUAGCGCAGGUGCUGAGCUCAAGACACUCGAGGAGACGUGGAAGAAGGGCGUAGGGAGAGUUUUGGAGACUGAGGUCGCGGCUGAAGGGUUGAAGUUGCAGAUUCUGGACAAGAGGAGGGCAGGCGCCGUUUGAAAAUUUCGUCACCGUCCGAGUGAGGACAUAGUAGCAUGAUACCCAAUACACACCCAUUAUACAGCAGCACUGUGCCGUCAUCCCAAAAUCCCAAGGGGA
Alternaria rosae is the source of this 857-nucleotide messenger RNA. Its product is annotated as Pre-mRNA-splicing factor SPF27. The coding region runs from base 90 to 758 and encodes 222 amino acids. The transcript is spliced from 2 exons. NCBI's taxonomy places the organism in Eukaryota, Fungi, Ascomycota, Dothideomycetes, Pleosporales, Pleosporaceae. The record is from RefSeq and is a predicted model, not a curated record. Gene Ontology annotation, biological process: mRNA processing. Gene Ontology annotation, cellular component: precatalytic spliceosome; Prp19 complex; catalytic step 2 spliceosome.